Messenger RNA from Alternaria arborescens, 375 nucleotides. RefSeq lists its product as hypothetical. The transcript is spliced from 2 exons. The record is from RefSeq and is a predicted model, not a curated record. Gene Ontology annotation, cellular component: cytosol. Gene Ontology annotation, biological process: Mo-molybdopterin cofactor biosynthetic process. NCBI's taxonomy places the organism in Eukaryota, Fungi, Ascomycota, Dothideomycetes, Pleosporales, Pleosporaceae. Bases 1 to 375 code for a protein of 124 amino acids.
AUGACGCUAAGUCGCCGCGCGAACACAUGUUUCCUCUGCACACCUCCGUCGCUCUUUCUUACACCACACUACGCCCAAGGCAUCAUGGCAUCUGCCAAAGCGCCCAAGGGCCACUUCUCUAUCCUGUACUUUGCAGCGGCUUCAACCUUCACAGGCAAGGCCAGUGAACAUCUUCCUGCUCCUGUACGAGCUCGCGAUGUCUUCGCUAUGCUGGAAGAGAGAUACCCGGAUAUUCGCAACAAGGUGUUGAGCAGCUGUGCUAUGACAGUCAACAUGGAGUACGUUGAUGUCGGGGAGGACGAUGCUGAGGAUGCAGACAGGCAGAUUGUCGAAGGCGACGAGGUUGCCAUUAUUCCGCCUGUGAGCUCGGGAUAG